Molecule: messenger RNA, 1500 nt
Organism: Epithele typhae
Lineage: Eukaryota; Fungi; Basidiomycota; Agaricomycetes; Polyporales; Epitheliaceae
Exons: 7
Coding region: 1-1500 (499 amino acids)
Source: RefSeq, a predicted model, not a curated record
AUGGAAGCCCAAGUGCGACCUACCGCCCUCCGAAUCACCCCAAUCGCGUCCUACGACCCCAAAACCCACCUUGCAGACAUGAGACCAGUGGUCGAAACAAGGAGUCGAGAGGAGGAAGGUUGCUUUACCGAUGAGCAUGACGACGAACAGUGCAGCGGUGAUGAACAGGACGAAGCAGAAAGCGCCUUGAAGCUCAAUGACGAGAGGGAAGACACUAGGGAUAACAAGCGACCAAAGGGGAAGUGCAUGGCCAGUCGUCGUCCUGAUCUUGAACGUGAGUUCGUAUUGCAUGUAGAGGAUCCAGUGGACGAUCAUCUGGGACACCCCUCGAUACCGGAGCGCCUCAAAAAGGCCCUUGGGAUGUUGCGGAGGGCGCAUCCCGAGGCCGACCUCGAGCUCUAUUACGUCCAAGAUAGUCCUGGGGUGUGGGGCGUCAAGUGCCUGGUAUGCGACAGCGAUCACAUCCUCCUGCAAGCCUGUUACGGUUUCACAUGGAACCUCCAGCAGCACCUUCAAAGCCGCCCCCACCAAGCGCAGGCCGCCGCACUCGUGCGGGGCCGCGCACUUGCCCUGGACCCCAUCCCUCGCGUCACACAAGACCCGCCGCGCCCGCCCGCGCCUCGCCGCGCCGCGCGACUCGCCGGUCCGCGCUCCUGGGACUGGCAACUAUCCGACGUCCGCGUCGGCUUCGUCCUCGUCCAGUGCGUCGUCGGCCACUGCGCAUGCGAGGGCUUCCGCGCCCGCACGCCUUCGCCGUCUACGUCCAAGGAUGCGCUCGCCGUCGACAGACCUUCCAGGUUCUGGGCCCCCGACGCCUGGUCCCAGCUCCUCGCACCAACCGCAGUGCCCCCACACGUGCACAACGUCCUCAAGAACGCAAAGGCGACCAACAUAUCUUUGCACUACGCAGUCACCGACGACGACGACGUCCACAAAUGGAGCGUGAAAUGCCAAUACUGUGGCAAGUACGUCUCUCUCAACGUGUCGAAGACUGAGCCCAACAAGAUACUGCGAAACUUCCGCGACCAUCUCACCAAGUCGCAUCCAACCCUGAUGCCACGCACGCGCCGGCGGAAGCGCGCCGCUGCCGCCACCACACCCAGCCCGCGCCUACAACGGGGCCUCAUGACCCCGCCCGCCUCGCGGGAGGUUCGCCGCACACGACGGUCGGUCCAGACGUCGCCCUCGACCUCGCGCGCCGGGCCACCGUCGCGGCGUGCACGCGCGGCGCGUUCCGUAUCGCCUCGUCGCCCGUCGCCCGCCGCUGUGGUCGACCCCCUGACGCAGUUCUGCGGGGAAUUCGCGCUCAACGAGGACGAGGAGGCGCAGCUGCGGGAGGUCGGGAUCGUCGACGAGAGGAAGAUCCGGGAGUUCGGGCGGGCGUCGCGGGGCGACGCGAGGAUGCGGCUGCUUGCUGCGCUGGAGGAGGUGGGGAUGAGCCGAGCGGCGCGGCUGCUGGUGGAGACUGGCCUUGUCGAGCGCGCUGCGGGUGCUCCUUGA